AUGUUUCGCAUUUACACUUUCCUUGUGGCCUUUGCUACUUCUAUCUUUCUCAAAGUUUCUUGUUCAUCAUCUGAGUUCAGUUUAGAUGGAGAUUACUUAUUGGGAGGACUUUUUCCAGUACAUGAAGCUGAACAUGCAGGACCCCUGUUCUUCCCGGAGGCCAUUGAAUGUUCCAGGCAAACUUUCUCAAACUCAGGCUAUCAGAUGUUUCAAGUAAUGAGGUUUGCUGUUGAGGAGAUUAAUAACUCAACCACCCUGCUGCCCAAUGUCUCUCUGGGUUAUGAAAUUUUUGAUCAUUGUUCUGACACUAAGAAUUUCCCUUCAGUCUUCAGUUUUAUCUCACAGAACGGAUCAAUAAAUCCUCAAGAAAAACUCAACAGCCAUCAGACUAAAGUCAUUGCUUUAACAGGACCAUAUGGAAACACAAGAACUAUUACUAUUGCACAGCUGAUCACAAUGGACCUUAUACCACUGGUUAAUUAUGGAGCUACCAGCUAUACAUUGAGUAAUAAACUUCAGUAUCCAUCUUUUAUAAGAACAAUCCCUAGCAACAAAGAGUUGAUACAGAUGAUUAUUCACAUCAUCCAGUGGUUUGGAUGGAACUGGGUUGCUUUUCUUGGAGAUCCAGACAGUGGGGAUGGCCGACAGCUGUUUAACAGUUAUAUCAAAAAUACUGGGAUUUGUUUGGCUUAUCAAGAGAUUCUCAGUCAAAGUGCAAACUACAGUUUAACUCUUAAAAAGAUUGAUAAACUCAACAUCAAUGUCAUUGUGGUUUUCACUGUGUCACAAUAUGCAAAAAAUAUAAUCAAAGCAGCCAUAACAAACAACAUCCGAGACAAAGUUUGGAUUGCAGAUGAAACAUGGUCCAUGAAUCAGCAGCUUCUAAAAGAGCCAGGAAUUGAGAAAAUUGGAACAAUUAUUGGCAUUGCAGACAGAUUUUUGUCAUUGCCGGGAUUUAAUGAAUUCAUUUAUAAAACCAAAGGAACAACUGAGGUUUAUCCUAAUGAUAACAUUGAGAGUGAAAUCCACACAAAGACAUGUAAUCAAGAUUGUGACAACUGCUCAUUGGUGACAGCAGAGGAAAUUAUAAAUGAAGAUCCCACAUUCUCUUUUCCCAUCUACGCUGCCAUAUACACCAUAGCUCACGCAUUACAUAAAGUUCUGCACUGCAACAUGAACCAAUGCAGCAAAAAUACAACAGUCAAGCCAUACAUGCUUCUGGAAGAAAUUAAGAAUUUGGAUUUCACACUAAAUAACCAUCAAGUGAAAUAUGAUGUUAAUGGUGAUCCAUUUGUCAGUUAUGCAGUCGUGGUCUGGCACACUGUAACAAAUUCUCCAUGGAUUGAGAUGGUGGGCACUUAUGACACAUAUCCAGAAAUUAAUUUUACCAUCAACAAUUCACUCAUGCCCUGGCAUAACAAUACUUCUGUUCCUUUCUCAAACUGCUCUGUUGAGUGUAAGGAGGGAUUUUCAAGAGAACACGUGGGAUUUCAUGAUUGCUGCUUUCUCUGUAAAAAAUGUCCACAAAACAGCUAUGUGAAUUAUUCUCGAGACCCCUAUACCUGUUUUUCAUGUGCAGAGGAUGAAUGGUCUGAUGGGGGCAGUGUGACAUGUCAGACACGUUCUGUUAUCUAUCUACAGUUCACAGAAAUCCCUUCCAUUGCACUUAUAUUUUCCAAUGUAUGCUUGAUUACUCUUCUCAUUAUCAUGAUUUUUAUUUUCGCUUACAAUUACAACACACCAAUGGUGAGGUCUGCUGGUGGCAACAUGUCUUUCCUAAUGUUAGUGUGUCUGAUUAUGUCUUGCCUAAGUGCGUUCUUUUUCUUUGGUGAACCCACAUCUAUAAAAUGUAUGUUAAGAAAUGUCUUAUUUAUGUUUUUCUUUACUGUCUGUCUCUCCUGUUUGUUUGUUCGUGCCUUUCAAAUAGUUUGUGUCUUUAAAAUGAAUGAGUUCCCUAAUGUGCACAGGUUGUGGGUAAAGUACAAUGGCCAGUGGAUGUUUGUCAUCUCUUUUUCUGUCUUUUAUUUCAUUGUUUGUGUUAUGUGGAUGACCAUUGGACCUCCCAAACCCUUCAGUGACUUACUGUCUUUUAAACAACAGAUAUUUCUCACCUGUAAAAUAGGGCAUGUUAUAUUCACUAGCACAGUUGUAUUCAUAAAUUUUGUUCUUGGUGCCUUGUGUAUCUUGUUUUCUUACAUGGCACGAGAUCUUCCCAAAAAUUACAAUGAGGCCAAAUCAAUAACCUUUAGUAUAAUUUUUUAUAUUGUGAUCUGGAUUGCAUACUUGACAGCUAUUUUUCUCGUAAAUAGCAAAGAAAACUUUCUAAUGAAUGCAUUGGUUCAGAUAUCCAGUACAUAUGCAAUUCUCUUUUGCUAUUUCAUACCAAAAUCUUACAUAAUGUUAUUUCAACCAAAGAAAAACACUGCUGCAUACUUUCAAACAUCUAUUCAGAAUUACACACAAACUAUUAGUAAAAGUUAAACCACAGCAAUGAUGCUGCACAGAUGCAGAUGAA
This is a messenger RNA of Paramisgurnus dabryanus, 2515 nucleotides long. Its product is annotated as taste receptor type 1 member 1-like. Gene Ontology annotation, molecular function: G protein-coupled receptor activity. Gene Ontology annotation, cellular component: plasma membrane. Gene Ontology annotation, biological process: G protein-coupled receptor signaling pathway. NCBI's taxonomy places the organism in Eukaryota, Metazoa, Chordata, Actinopteri, Cypriniformes, Cobitidae. The record is from RefSeq and is a predicted model, not a curated record.